Messenger RNA from Musca domestica (house fly), 2137 nucleotides. RefSeq names its product protein adenylyltransferase Fic (gene Fic). The record is from RefSeq and is a predicted model, not a curated record. The transcript is spliced from 4 exons. NCBI's taxonomy places the organism in Eukaryota, Metazoa, Arthropoda, Insecta, Diptera, Muscidae. Gene Ontology annotation, molecular function: protein binding. Bases 222 to 1829 code for a protein of 535 amino acids.
AGCUGUUGUUUUUGUUUCUGCGUACACGUCAGAUCCAUCCAGUGCAUACCACGUACAUUCAUUCAAGCAAUUGAAUUGAAAAUAAUAAUGGAAAUUUUAAUAAAUUUGUAUAAAACAUUCCGGAAAAACGAAAACUUAUAGAAAUAAUUUUCCAUUGGAACGAAAGAGAGAGAAAGAGAGGGGAGAGUCAACAAGCAAGCAGCCAAAACUCCACUCACAAUAUGACAAAACCCAGGCGCCUGUCCGCCUCCACAAAGGCAGCUGGUCACAAAACAUCAAAUAUGUGCUUAGACAGACAACCCACAUUCCCCAUGGAGGUCAGUGAUUUUGUGGUGGCAGCAGCAGCCACAGCAACUGGACCCAGAAAUUCAUUGGUUUUACAUUUGACCUAUCAUCAUUUGAUUGUGUUCCUGUCAGGAGUGCUGGCAGCCUGUAUCUAUUAUCAUAUGCCAUGGGCGGCACAAUACCCACAACGUCAGCUGCAACACUUGCCAGCCGAGCAUUAUUUGCAAAUACGUGACGAUUUUGCCAUUUAUUCCAAGGAAGCAGAAGAAAAUACCCAACCACAACAGGCCAUAAAGGAAUUCUAUGGAGAAAGUGGGGCGGCCGUGGCCAAGCUACCGCCAGAGGAUGACACGAAUGUCAAAGAGGCCUUGGCCAAUUUGAAAAUUGCCCAACAAAUGCAUCAGUCGGGCAGGGAGGAAAAGGCACAGCGUUUAUUUGAACAUGCCUAUGCGUUGGCGCCCAAACAUCCCGAGGUCCUACUGAGAUUUGGUGAAUAUUUGGAACAACGAGAUGUUGUCUUGGCAGAUCAAUACUACUUCCAGGCUCUUACCAUAAAUCCUGGCUGCUCAGAGGCUGUGGCCCAUCGCCAGCGUACCGCUGCCAUUGUACAAUCCAUUGAUGAGAGACGUCUACUCGAAUUAGAUCGCAAGCGGGAUGCCCUCUCGGGUAUACAUGAAUCGAACGCUGCCCUAAGACGGGCAAAGAAAGAGGCUUAUUUUCAACAUAUCUAUCAUUCGGUUGGUAUUGAGGGCAAUACCAUGACAUUGGCUCAGACUCGUUCCAUACUCGAGACUCGCAUGGCUGUGGAUGGGAAAUCGAUUGACGAACACAAUGAAAUUUUGGGUUUGGAUUUGGCCAUGAAAUUCAUCAAUGCCAGUUUGGUUAAUAAAAUGGAAAUAACCCUAAAGGACAUUUUGGAAAUACACCGUCGUGUCUUGGGCCAUGUGGAUCCCAUUGAGGGUGGGGAAUUUCGCCGCACUCAGGUUUAUGUGGGCGGCCAUGUUCCCCCAGGUCCCGGAGAUUUAUCUAUUCUUAUGCGCCAUUUUGAAAAUUGGUUAAAUUCAGAACAGAGUCUAUCCUUGCACCCAAUCAAACAUGCCGCUCUGGCCCACUACAAAUUGGUACACAUUCAUCCAUUUAUCGACGGCAAUGGCAGGACUUCCAGGCUAUUAAUGAACACACUCUUGAUGAGGGCCGGUUACCCUCCAGUUAUUAUACCAAAGCAACAAAGACACAAAUAUUACCAAUAUCUCCAGGUGGCCAAUGAGGGUGACAUACGACCCUUUGUACGUUUCAUUGCUGAAUGUACGGAAAAAACUCUAGACCUGUACUUGUGGGCCACCAGUGAUUUGCCGCAGCAAAUACCAAUGUUGGAACAAACCGAAAAUACCCUAGCCAACAUUGAUAAACUACUAACCCCAUCUACGAAUAAUGCGGCGGCAGAUACCUCACCGGCAACAACGACGAGUCCAUCGCCCAGCAGCAGCAGCACUAAUGACUUUGAAGAAGAUUUCUUUGAGUCCGGUUCGGGAGAUAUUUCCUAGCGGUUGCUUCUAAAGCUUUUCAUAUUCCACAUGAUAUUAAAACGACUCAUAAAAAUAACUGUGAUCCAAUAUUUUUCUCUUUUCCAUAACCGAAACUUUGUAAAUAUGUAUAGAUGAAUUGUGGAGACUAAACCAAAGCUAUGUAAUGAAUUAUUGACAAUGAUGACCAUGUGUGUAUUGUACAUACGAAAAUGUUAUAUUAUGUUGUUCUAGUUGUUAAGUAAGUUAGAAGAAAUCUACUUAUAAAAAUUAUUUAAUUUUAUUUUUUUCCAUUAGUUUCUAAAACACACAUCCUUCCCUCAAAAACU